Messenger RNA from Styela clava, 1422 nucleotides. RefSeq names its product peptide methionine sulfoxide reductase MsrA 1-like. Gene Ontology annotation, biological process: cellular response to oxidative stress. The record is from RefSeq and is a predicted model, not a curated record. Lineage: Eukaryota; Metazoa; Chordata; Ascidiacea; Stolidobranchia; Styelidae. Gene Ontology annotation, cellular component: cytoplasm. Gene Ontology annotation, molecular function: peptide-methionine (S)-S-oxide reductase activity.
UUGCCCUUUAUAUUCUCUGAAAAAUCUGCUAAUUUUGCCGAAAUCAACAUUUUUAUUGAUAAAUCUUUUUAGUGCGUCUUUCGCUACGGUCGAGUAGGCGGUUGCAUAACAAAUCAUUAUGAAUGACAUAACGAAAUCCCUCAGGACAAAAACAUUACGUAAGAUGGUUCAACUGACAAGAGCGUUAUUGUUCAUAAAUCUGCUGAGAAGAUCAAGCUUUUGUGUUAUGGGAGAAAAUUUAUCUACUGGACAAGGAAUCACAACAACUAGUGACGCAGAUAUGCAUGCAGUUAAUGGAAACCCCCUCAAGGCUCCGUUCCCUGACAAUACACGGAUGGCCAUGUUUGGCAUGGGAUGUUUCUGGGGAGCAGAGAAAAAAUUCUGGCAAUUAGAAGGAGUCUAUUCAACACAAGUUGGAUAUUCAGCGGGACACACCAAGAAUCCGACAUAUAGAGAAGUCUGUUCAAGCAUGACUGGACACAACGAAGUCGUCAGAGUGGUUUACGAGCCAGAGAAAAUUUCUUAUGGGGGUUUAUUGAAGACCUUCUGGGAGAGCCACAACCCAACUCAAGGUGACAGGCAAGGUAAUGACAGAGGGUCUCAAUACCGAUCAGGCAUUUACUAUUAUGAUGAAACACAGAGACAAGAAGCUGAAGAGUCAAGAAAGGCUUAUCAAGCGGAGCUUGAUAAGACAAGAUAUGGAAAGAUAACAACAGAGAUCAAACCAGCGGCGGAAUUUUAUUACGCGGAGGAAUAUCACCAACAAUAUCUCCAUAAAAAUCCAGGGGGUUACUGCGGACUUGGGGGCACUGGGGUUUCAUGCCCGAUUGGGCUCAAGAAGAAAAAUGUCCCCCAUUCAGAAUUGUAAACUGAUGAGAGAAGAAAUAGAUCAAAAGGCACUUUGUAUAUACUUGUUUUUAAUAGCAAUACGCAGAAACAAUGGUGCUCCCAUAGUGUGUGUACCAGGUUAGGGUUAUGCCAUGAUUUUGUUCCAAUUUUCCUCAUUUUAGUUCUAUUACAAGUUAAGGGAAUGUUUGUGUUAGCCACAUGAAUAUCCCCCCUGCCUAUAGGUUUCGGUUCCUUUACACGAUUUGAUGUGAAAUAGGCGAACAAAAUUAGUUACCUCCAUAUUGGUACACAUAAUUGUGGGGCAGUUAUACUAUUCUAAAUUACUUGAAUCUAACACAGAACACUGAUUUUAAAUAUAUUUUUAUUAUCUACAGUAAUUCCAGUGUUCUGUAACCAUCACUGAAAAAACUAAACUCAAUUUCACAGCACUGUAUUAAACAAAUUUUUCGCUAUAAUUUUUAUAGCCUCUUGGUACUGGCACUUUAGUGAUUGCCCCUAGCUGUUUUCUGGUCAAAUUGACACAAGUCUCAUGCGAAUUCGUAUUUACUUAGCAGGGGUGUGCAAUCACGCAAA